AUGAAUAAUGCAAAAACAGGCUUCUGGGAUAAGUUCCUGAACAAUUCUAAGUCAAACCAGGGCACUUGGAGUGCACGAGCCAAAACGCUGCUGGUGCUGGGAGGAACUGCUGAACAGCAACGCGACCUGGUGAAGAAUCUACACAUAGAGGCCGAAAACGUCACCAUCAACAACCGUUUUUUUGGAAAUACAAGAGCAGAGAAGAAUCGUUUUGUGCCUGAGAUUGGUGUGAGCGAAGCAUUUUUGGGAUACUCAUAUAUUGAGUACAGGGACGACAUUGAUUCGAAGGUGCUGACUUCCUUCCUGAAUCUGUACACGUUUCCAGGGGAGUUUUUGCCUGAAAAAGCAAUUUUUUUGCAUCAGUUCGCAAAAGUUGACCCAAUGGACUUAUUCGUGAUAAUUCUGACACCUACUGGGCAAAACAUCGCCAAAAACAUCAACUUAGAAGAGUUGUUGAUAACGCGUCGCGACCUUGCCAGAUGGAUAAACUGUGUUAGGGACUUGUUCAAAGACGUGUCGAAAGAUAUAUUUAUACAGCAGCAUGCGGUAAGCAAGAUGGAUUACUCCGACAUUGCUUCUUUUCCAGUUUCAGUGAGACAAUUGCCAUCAGGUUUGGACCAGGGAGAGUGCAGUGAUCCUCUGGGAUGCAAUCUAAUGAUCCUGGUAACGGAUUCGGACAAACACGGUCAGGAUCGGUUUGGAUCAACGAUUUUGAAUGCGUCUGAGGUGGAGAUGUUUCAGCAAUGCUUGAGAGUAAUAUGCCUCAAUCACGGUGCCUCGUUGGCUUUCCUGCCUGAUUCACCGUCUGAAGAGAAUUACGCUCCUGUAUUGCGGGCAAUCAACAGAGCAAUUUCUCUGAAGAUACACACAUUGUUAGGGGAAAAGGCAAAUACCCUUCCACAACCGGCUUUGGACUCAUACGAGAACAUUUUUGUUCCUGCCGGAUGGGAUUCCUGGGGCAAGAUUUCGUCCAACGAUGAGUUUGAUUGCUCGGCUGUGUCAAGGAUGUGGGAGGAGCUGCUGAUGAGAGAAAAUGGAGAAAAUAAUGAUCAAAUUUUACACAGCAGGGACGAAGCCUUACUUGAACAUCCUAGAAGUGUUUUCAACGAUUUUUUGCAGGGUAUUUACGAAAAACAGCAGAGCAGGAUAGCGCUAUCAUAG
Kuraishia capsulata CBS 1993 is the source of this 1161-nucleotide messenger RNA. RefSeq lists its product as uncharacterized. Lineage: Eukaryota; Fungi; Ascomycota; Pichiomycetes; Pichiales; Pichiaceae. The transcript has a single exon. Gene Ontology annotation, biological process: microtubule cytoskeleton organization; microtubule-based movement. Bases 1 to 1161 code for a protein of 386 amino acids. Gene Ontology annotation, cellular component: cytoplasmic dynein complex; centrosome. The record is from RefSeq and is a predicted model, not a curated record. Gene Ontology annotation, molecular function: dynein heavy chain binding.